AUGACAACCAAUAACAACAAUAAUAAUACUAGCAAGUCAAGUACUAGUAAAAAUACAGACAAGAGUGGUAGCACAAAUGAUUCUGAAGGCACUCAAGAAAAACUCAAAUAUAUGCUAGUUUACUUAUAUAACAGAUUCCAAUACUAUUUCCCAUGUGAUCGAAUAUUAACACAAAGAAUUAUUAAAGCAACGGUAAAUACCACAAUUGCAUUCAUAUUUUGUCUGAUUCCAAAAGUUAGAGCACAACUAGGUACGGAACCUGCCAUGUUACCCCUUAUCUCUGUCAUCGUACAACCUGGAAGAAGAGUAGGUGCUACUUUCAAGGCUGCCAUUAAUUGUACUACUGGAUUAAUUUUUGGUUUAGCUUAUGCCAUAUUUGGGAGAGUCCUGGCACAUCAAUGUAUGGGUGAUUCAUGGAAUAAAUUAACGGAAGUAGAACAAUAUUCAAUGAAUUUUACUAGAUAUAGAUCUGCAUUGGGUAUUCUCGCCAUGUUGGAAACAUUUAUGCUUUUCUUUCACGGUUGGAUGAGGUCAGUAAACCAUUUAAAUUUUGCAAUUGUAUUCCCCCUUUUCUUGGUAGUUCAUUUUGGAUUCAUGGCAUCUUUAACUGAAUCAGCUGGCGUAAUUGCAAACACAUUCAGUACUCCAUUUUACCUUGGCAUAGCCAUGUCAUUAUUUUGGACUUUAACUUUAUUCCCAGAGUUUGGUAGUAGUUAUCUGGGUAAUGCCGCAGUUGACACGUUCAAUGAAUUACACAGAGCAAUAGAUGAUUCAGUUAGUUUUUUCAUUUCUUUGGAAAAUUCAAUCUAUACAAAACCUCCAACAACAUUGUCAAAAUUACUGAAGGCGAAGACUACCAUUGAGAAAAAGGUUAACGAUUGUGGAUUAGUUUUAAAAGAAUGUAUUUAUGAAAUCUCAUAUUCCUACGUACCACCAACCGAAUUAAAGCCAAUAUUAGAAAAUUUUCAAAAAUUAACUAUUCAUAUCAAUGGUUUAGUUAAUGCAGGACAAUUAGAAUUUAUUCUCUUAGGGAAACAUCAAAAUGAUAUGGGGAAUGCAGAUACAAUCCAUAAGGAAAUCACAUUUGCCAACGCUCAAAAAUUAUCUGAAAUAUUAGAAAAUUUAAAAAUACCGAUAUAUGAAUUACAUAGAUCGAUGAGUCAAAACCUUUAUAUAAUGAAAUUGCUAAUUGCGUAUGAUUAUGAUGUGGACUUUAAGAAAGUUAAUAAAUCAACUGCUUUUCCAGAUUUCGUUCAGUAUGAAAGAAAAGAGGACUUCCCUAAAAACAUCAACUUGCAAGAAAAUUAUGAUUCACUAAAAGACGCAAUGAAAUUGUUUGACUUAAGUUUCAAAGAGUAUAUGAAGAAAUUUGAUACACUAGCUCCAAAUGAUGAAAUUUUCUUACUUUCAUCUUUUCUAAUGAAUUUCAAACAAACAGUAAAUUCUUUAUUAUCCAUGAUGGAAUCAGUAAAUGAAAUUCAUCAAUUUAGAUUGGAAAAAGAAAAUAAAGGUUGGCUUAGAGGCAAGACAAUAUGGUUCACAUUCUUGACGAAUUUUAGCUCCAUAAAGCAAUGGCUUUUCGGAUCACUUAAUGGUAUAACAGAAAAUGAAGGUUUAAAUGCUAACCUUUACACAAAUGAUAAUGAAAUGGUAGCCCGGAGACCAAGUAAUGAAGAAGAAGAAGUACUAGAAUCUCAGAAACAAAAUAUUAAUCAAACUAGACGUUCUACAGUAGGAUUACCUAUAGUGAAUCCAAACAGACGAAUACCGACAAAAGCUAACAAUAAUACUACUACGAAUAUUAAUAGUAAUAAAAAUAAUGAUGAAGAUACAUUCUUAAGAAAGAAUUAUACAAUAAUCGACCUGUUCAUGUGGAUCGAUCAUUCUUGCCACAGAUAUAAAGCUCACUUUAGAUUUGGUUUCCAAGUCGCAAUUGCAUUAAUGAUGGCUUCCUUCCCCAUGUUUAUUCCUAAAACUCGUCACUGGUAUAUAGAUUAUCGUGGGCCAUGGAUAGGUUUCGUUUGCAUAUUAUGUGUGGAAACAUCAGUAGGGGAAACGUUUUGGGUCUUCUUCUUACGUGCUGUUGGUUGUAUACUUGGUGCUGCAUGGGGUUACCUUUCAUAUGUGGCUGGAAUCCAUCAAACUAAUCCAUAUUUAGAAACUGUAAUCACCGUAUUUGGUGCUGUCCCAGGGUUUUACUUUCUCAUCGGAUCCCCCUAUUUGAAGGCUGCCAUCAUCUAUAUUAUUAGUAUCUACAUUGUUAUGAUUGCAUCCAUUAUACCGUCUUCUGUUCCAGGCGGCAUUUUAGUAAAUUUUGCUAAAAGGUGUCUUGCAGUUGGUUACGGUGGUGGUAUUGCCCUGAUUGUCCAAGUAUUUUUCUUUCCAGUUAAAGCUCGUGAUGAAUUAAAUGCAGAGAUCGCCUUUACUUGUAAAUGCAUUGCUGAAAUGGAGUUAUUAUACGCAUCUGGAUUAGAAGGCGAACCAUUGACUACAUGCAUGACUGAUGAAAAAUUAAAACAAUCAUCCAAAGUUUCCUCAAGUGCCAAGGCAGCAUUGAAUAGGGCUACAGUGUAUAAUGGGAUGACAAGACAAGAACCAAGAUUGAAAGGAGAAUUUACAGAAUUGGAAAAUAUAUUCACGCAAGUAAUAUUUUUACAGAAGCAAAUAAUUGAAAGAAUGGAUAACGUAGCUGUUUUAAGAAAUCUUUAUGGAAGUGCUAUAAUUGAAGAACUAAAUGAUAUCGUUUAUCCAUACAGAAGACAUUUUGUGGCUAGUAUGGUUUGCCUAAUGAGGGCUAUCCAGGAAGCCUUCGUCAACAAAACACCAUUACCUCAAUUUCUUCCAAGUGCCAAAAUAACUCAUAGAAGGAUGAUUAAUAAAGUACGAAUGGUCAUUAAAAAUCGUUAUCGUACAGAACUCUUAGCGUUAAAUAACGAAAAAUCAAAAAGGAAAGAUGAAUCUAAAGAGGAUAGUGAUUAUAGUGAUUCAGAUGAUAUUUCACCAAUGAAUUCGGUCGAAGGUUUAACAUUAAGAACUAAAGGUUACAACGAAGCCAUAAAGAUGACUACACAAGAGCAUCUUCUAGAGGAGAAAUUUUUAAGUUGGAAUGCUUCUAGUUCUGCUACAGAAGAAAUUGUUGAAUAUAUGGAGGAAUUACUAAGAUUAACAAAGCUCUUGGUUGGUGUGAAUGAAUUCAAAUAUGGAUUCCUUUCACGUCCGUUAUAUGAAGACUGGGCAGCAGAAGCAGUCACUGGAUUUGAUGCUUUUAUUAAUGUGACGUCUAGUAAUAAAAAAAGUAGUUUAUCUCCAAGUCCAUUUGGAGAUGUAACAUCUACAAUCUCCGAAGAAGAGGAUGGAAGUUUGACAUCAUCUGCUAGCUCAAAUAGGUCUGAAGGGGUCAUUCCAUACCAACCUCAUUUGAAUAAUACCACAAGAAUCAAUUUGGCAAGAAUCGCAUCCAAUAAGGUUGGUGAUAAACAGAAGUCACUUCCGAAAGAUUUUAGAGACAGAUCUUUUUCCAUUGGAUCCAUAAUGACAACAGGAGGUAGCGAGGUAUUGAGCGGACUUUCCAGGAAGAAAACCUUGGGAGAGGCAAAUCCAAGUUACUAUAAUGAUGAAGAUGAAAGUUCUGAUGAAGAAGAUUUACCAUUAGCUUUAAAGAUGAUAUUUAGUCGGAAAUCAAAGGCAUAUCAAAAUGAUAAUCGUUAA
Molecule: messenger RNA, 3708 nt
Organism: Naumovozyma dairenensis CBS 421
Lineage: Eukaryota; Fungi; Ascomycota; Saccharomycetes; Saccharomycetales; Saccharomycetaceae
Exons: 1
Coding region: 1-3708 (1235 amino acids)
Source: RefSeq, a predicted model, not a curated record